CUCUGUCCUCACUGGGGGUCCCAUGUGUGUGUGCCCCCGGUAUAACUGUGCAGCCGCUGGGGGAGAGGUAGGUGCCCGGGGCUGGUAGGGAGGGGGCACUGCCAUAGAGCACAGCAGUAGCAUCGGGACGCUGGAUGGGGGCUGCGGAGAUGCACAGAGCUGCCCCCCGGGGGCCCGGCCAGCUGGGGGCGCUGCUCAUGGCCGUACUGGUGGGCAUUGCUGGAGCCUGGGUCACGGAGGACGCCUGGGAGGCAGGAUCUGGCCAGAUGGAAGUUACAGAAGAGAUUAACGUGCUGCAGUCCCUGACCCUUCACUCCAAGGAGCUGGUUAAUGUCUCGCUGAGCGCAGAACGCUCCUGCCUCUCGUUAGAUUUGGGUCAGUACUCUACUCUCAGCAUCGCCACCAGGACGGCGUUUGGAGACAGCUUUGCGGAUGAGCUUUCCGUGCUGAUGAGGCUGCGCUCGGCUCUGCAGGACAACGCCAAUAUCGUCACCAUCUUGAGUCUGCACGGCCAGGUGCUGUUCCAGAUAAGAAUGAACCCCAGCGUCUUAAUAUUCAUCUCCAGCCGGUGCGGGCACUACGAAUUUCCGGUCUCUACGCUCACUGAUGGAAAUUGGCACCGGCUGGCGCUCUCUAUCUCCGCCAAAGGCGUGGCUCUCUAUGUGGACUGCAGACUGGUGGAAAUGCUCCCUUGGUCUAACUUUUUAGGGCUGGGGGUCAGAACUGAUGGGAUACUGAUGCUCGGUGGUCUUAUUGACCCGUAUGAGGUUCCCUUUAAGGGGUCCCUCCAGCAGCUGGUCUUUGUGAUGGGAGAUCCAAGGGCCGCAAGGCAUUACUGCACCAACUACAACCAGACCUGCAUCAGCGGUUUCCAGGCUGAAGAGUUUUAUAAUCUGUCUCUGAGUGAACGCCCGAAACUCCCGGAUCCUGGUCCCAAGGUGGCUGCGGGAGAGACCCCGACCACGGGAGAGGGGCGCAACGCUGACGCUCAGUCAGCCGUGGAAGGGGGUCUUCUGUCAAACCCAUCGCAGAAGGAGUCAGAAGGACACGGACCGGUCAAUGAGCAGAUGGUGGACUCGGUGUCUCACAAAUACCUGAGCGAGUUGGACUUGUCGGAUCUGAAAGAAGAAGGCUUCAUUCCUGCUUCCGGCCAGGGCUCAGUUUAUCUCCCUGGAGCCACGGGGAAGGCCACAAAGAAAGACGAUCGGCUGAAGAAAGUGGACCCGGUGGAGGAGAACAUCACUGCGGACAAAGAGGAGAAAAGUUCUGUUCUGAGUGCGGAACUCACUCCCACUGACAAGUUCACAGGUGACGUCCUAGACCUCACCAAAAACCUCACAUAUACCAAGCCUAGCCCGCUGCCGACGCCGGUGAGAAACACGUCCACCGGCCAGCUGCCCAGUCCUACAACCGCACCACUGAGGAGGAAUGAGACGAUGACCACGGUGCCAGCUAUCACCACCAGCGACGGUGACCCAGUAGGGGGAUCGGGGGAGCCUGGAGCUCCCCAAGUGGAUAAUUAUCCUACCGUUGGGAAGCCAAAGAAGACGCCUGUACGGGGGUAUCCAGGACCACGCGGUCCUCCUGGCUGUCGCGGUCGUCCUGGGUUUGCUGGCGCUAAAGGAGAUAAGGGAGAUCCAGGUGUAAUGGGACGUGUGGGAAUGACUGGGAAUCCUGGCCCCCGUGGCCCCCCAGGAGUGCCCACCAUAAUGAUUUGGAGGAACUCUCAGGAGGACUGGGCAGCCUUCUAUCACACGUCCUUCUUUCAGCUGCUGUAUGCCGGCUGGCCUAGAAGUCGCGGUCCAGCGGGUCUCCCCGGUAUAUAUGGAAAGCCAGGCACACCGGGUAAGACUGGACCCGCAGGGAGGCUGGGCGUGAAAGGGCAGCGAGGUCCUACGGGGCUGUCAGGACCGUCGGGCACACAGGGAGCCGCUGGCAUUCCCGGGAAUGAUGGAGCUCCAGGCCUCGACGGGAAACCAGGCUCUCCGGGAACACCAGGAGCGAAGGGGUUGCAAGGCUUUAAAGGGGAUCAAGGACCUGUCGGUGAAAAAGGGGAAGAAGGUUUUGUCGGAGCUCCUGGAAACUUUGGUGAAAAAGGUGUCAAAGAAAGAAAGGGGGCGAAGGGAGAACCUGGGCCGCCAGGAAAUGCAGGGGUGCAGGGCCCCAUGGGCAUGAAAGGAAGCCAGGGCGUUCAUGGACUCCCAGGACCGAUUGGAGAGGUGGGGGUUCCUGGGCCACGAGGCCCCCCAGGUCCAGAGGGUGAACAAGGACAGACGGGAUUUGUAGGAACACAAGGGGUGAACGGAUCCCAGGGGGAUCCAGGACCUCCCGGAGUCGCCGGCCACACUGGCCCUCGGGGCCCACGAGGAAUAGAAGGAUUGUGUGGACCACCUGGACUAAGAGGACCCCAGGGAAUGAGGGGAGACGACGGGCCACCGGGCCAGAAAGGAGACAUGGGAGAAGUGGGGCCUCCGGGAUUACGAGGGGAGAGAGGGCCGGAGGGGCCUAUGGGAUUGAUUGGAUGGCCAGGUGUAAAUGGGCAGCCAGGAGAUAAGGGUCGGCCCGCGGCGGAUGGGGAGAAAGGAGAUCCGGGUGUCAAAGGAGAGAAGGGAUCUCCUGGACCCACCGGCACUACCGGACCUCCCGGGAACCAAGGACAACCUGGCUUUCUAGGGUUCCCUGGACCAAAAGGUCUUAUGGGCUCCACUGGAUCCAUAGGGGAUGAAGGACAAAAAGGACCCCAUGGUCAAAAUGGCAGUGAGGGGCCCAAGGGAAACCGAGGAUCUGAUGGACCUAAGGGCGUGACUGGACCACGGGGGAACCGGGGACGGAUGGGGCAGAGAGGUCUUGUGGGGACACCAGGAUCUCCGGGUCAUCGGGGUGUUCCAGGUUCGGAGGGCGCAGAAGGACUGCCUGGUACACAGGGGCCUGCAGGUGCGCCAGGGGUAUCUGGGAGCAGGGGAACGAACGGUCUGGCGGGACCACGUGGGGAGAAAGGCAGAAACGGACCCCCAGGACCAGCCGGUCCACCUGGUAGACCAGGGAUGGAUGCAGAGCCUGGACCUCAUGGAGAAAGGGGCUUUACUGGAAAACAAGGACCGGAAGGACCCCAAGGACCUGUGGGCAUGUAUGGCUUCCCUGGUCCUUCUGGCGAGAGAGGACGGACAGGGCACAUGGGCGAGAAGGGGGAGAUGGGACCUCCUGGGAUACCGGGACUGCCGGGAAAAGUCGGCCUAAAGGGACCGCCAGGACCGCAGGGGGAGAGAGGAACUCUCGGAUCACAGGGCCGUAUGGGGGAGACGGGAGACCAGGGUAUGCCGGGUCCACCGGGCCCACCUGGCAAUAUAGGGCCUAAUGGGCAACCUGGAAAGAUGGGGGACCCUGGGGACCAUGGGCCACCUGGAGAAGAAGGCACUAUCGGCCCUUCAGGAUACCCGGGUCGAGAGGGACCAGCUGGGGUAGAAGGACCGCCUGGUGAGAAAGGAGACAAGGGUGCCAUUGGGAUAGUCGGUGACCAGGGCGUCCGUGGGCUGGAUGGGGAGCAGGGUGAGCCAGGCACUACAGGGAAGGAAGGGCCAGUCGGGAGGAAAGGAGAGCAGGGAGAUAUUGGUGUUCCGGGAACGUCAGGUCCUGUGGGACCGAUUGGUGACCCAGGGGAAAGAGGUCUCCAGGGUCUGCCAGGUCCUCCAGGAGAACCAGGCAAAGAGGGCGAUGUGGGGGAAGUGGGAGACGUGGGAGGUCCUGGUCCUCCGGGAGAGAAGGGAGAGCUGGGACCGUGCGGCAGCAUCGGAAAUCCUGGGCCGAGCGGUGAUACGGGAGAGCGUGGAAUUCGGGGCCCAAAGGGAGAGAGAGGACAUGCAGGACACCAGGGGCAACCUGGUCUGAUUGGAGCUGCAGGAACUCACGGACCCCUCGGAGAAAUGGGGACCUCCGGGGACAUGGGAGCACCAGGUGUCAAUGGACCUCCAGGGUUGAAGGGUGACAUCGGCCAGCCAGGCGACAUUGGCGAUCCCGGAUCCCGAGGAGGAUCGGGUCCACAGGGUGCGAAGGGAGAAAAGGGGGAGCAAGGCCACAGCGGAGCCCUGGGUCCACCCGGUCCGCCAGGUAGUAAAGGUUCCCAAGGGCUGCCUGGCCUCUCUGGUCCUGAAGGCCACAAGGGCGUCACAGGCAGUGGAGGAGUUCAGGGGAUUCAGGGGCCACCAGGGGCUGCCGGUGAGACUGGACCAGCGGGGACCCCUGGAAGAGAGGGUGCUCCAGGGGAGAGAGGACAGCCCGGGAAAGCAGGGGUGCCGGGCAAAGUGGGGCCUAUCGGUAAUCCAGGACCAGCGGGGAGACCUGCGCAGAAGGGAGAGAAGGGAGACCGAGGGAAAUCUGGCCGUCCUGGACCUCAUGGGGCGCAUGGCAGGAAGGGUAAAAGGGGUAAAGCAGGUCCGAGACCACCACGUGGACCUCAUGGCCCCAAGGGUGCGAAAGGAAGACAGGGACCAGAUGGGCCGCCGGGGCCGAGAGGACCGUAUGGUAUUCCAGGACUCAGGGGACAGAAAGGGGAGCCAGGGUCCAAAGGGCUAAAGGGUGAACUGGGCAUGGAUGGACCAUUCGGACCACAAGGAGAACACGGAGAGAAGGGAAAUCAAGGUCCUACAGGGGACACUGGACCUCCAGGAGAGAAUGGAGACGAGGGCGUCAUUGGGCCUCCUGGACCGCAGGGUUUCCCAGGGACUCAGGGACCCCCGGGCCCAGAAGGGAUUCAGGGACCGAAAGGAUUCCAGGGAGCAGAGGGACCACAGGGGCCACCGGGACCCACAGGACCUCCUGGGGCACCUGGACCACCGGGACCAUCCCUCAGCAUAAGGGCCCAGAGUUUAAGGUUCCCUCACGCCGGGCCACAGUUCCCUCACGCCGGGCCCUGGAACGACAGCACGCCAUGGGAUCUAAUUCACCGCCUGGAGGAAGACUUCAAACUCUUGGUUGCCCCACCGAAUGGGACCAAGGAGAACCCGGCAAGCACCUGCCAGGAGCUGCAGCUCGUCCACCCCGAGCUGAAGGAUGGUUAUUACUACAUUGACCCCAAUCAGGGGAGUCCGCAGGACUCUUUCUUGGCGUUCUGCAACUUUACAGCGGGGGGAGAAAGCUGUGUGCCGGCUACGCAGAGCGAGAUUCCGAUCAGGUCGUGGCUGCUGAGCUACCAGACCCAGGACGGAUUCCAGUGGUUCAGCACCCUUCCAGGGGGCUUCACAUUCACGUACAACGAGGGCAGUGUGGUCCAGCUACGCUUCCUCCGGCUGCAGAGCUUCCGUGUACACCAAGAACUGAGAUACGUGUGCGUGGCGCAGCCUGGGCACCCCACCAGGGACAAGAACGUGAAAUUUCUGACUGACACCCGGGACCAGAGCUUCCUGGUGACCCUGCAGGGAUGCGAGGGUGGAGAAUUGUACAACAGGACGGAGACUCUCCUCCAUUUUGCACCCAUGGACCUUUCUCUGCUUCCUCUCCGGGACUUGGCCUUGUUUCAUGACGGAGACACGGGCCAUCAAUGUGGCUUCUUCGUGGGCCCCGUGUGCUUUAGCUGAGGGUCCUUCUUCUCCAGGAACGUUGACGACACACACCCAGGUGGUUGGGUGGAAGUCCCACACUAUUUAUACAGGAAGAUACAACAUGGGCCUCUUACCCCUCUCUCAGGAAGGGAGACUGAAUAUUGUUUACAAAGGAACUAUUGGUGCUCAGAAGUGUAACACUUCUCUCGGAUCUCCUGGUGAGAACUACACACACACACACAGAGACACACACCUCAAGGCUUCCGCCUCACAGGACAUUCUAACGGCAAUGUUCUCAGGAGAGAAGUCUAACCUCUUAAUGCACUUAUUUAUCAACUUGUCUUGGUGCCCAAUGAAAUAGCGCAAGGAAAAGCGCCAACAAAGUGUUUUUCCCAGAAUCCCCAGAUUCAGAAGGAUGUAUGAGCAGAGCAAGUCACGGACGUGAACAGGACCAACCACUGCCAUUCCUAAUCAUUCCUGUGAUGCAGAACGUGGGUUAUUCCAUUGCUAAGUCAUGGACACGUACAGGACCAACCACUGACAUUCCUAGUCAUUCCUGCGAUGCAGAACGUAGGUUAUUCCAUUGCUAAGUCAUGGACACGUACAGGACCAGCCACUGUCAUUCCUAGUCAUUCCUGUGAUGCAGAACGUAGGUUAUUCCAUUGCUAAGUCAUGGACACGUACAGGACCAGCCACUGUCAUUCCUAGUCAUUCCUGUGAUGCAGAACGUAGGUUAUUCCAUUGCUAAGUCAUGGACACGUACAGGACCAGCCACUGUCAUUCCUAGUCAUUCCUGCAAUGGAGAACUUGGGUUAUUCCAUUGCUACUACAGAUCAUUCCCGCGAUGGAGAACGUGGGUUAUUGAGGCUCAUAUAUUGUCAGAGAUGGUUGCCAAGGACCAUUUCCAGACUGUUCCAGGACCUGUUUCUAGAAGCAAAUAUCAUUUUUUUGGAAGAUUUUGCAGUCUAGAGUAUCUUGUUACAUAUUUAGCUAUUUAACUACCUGAGUGUUUGAUGCCGCAGGUUGUCGUAUGAAAUGGAAUAUUUGAUAUAUAUAUAUAUAUAUAUAUAUAUAUAUAUAUAUAUCUGUUGUUUUUUUCCCACUGUUUGAGGUGGGGAUUAAGACCCCAUGGUCCCUUAGUGGCAUAUUGGCUUGGGACCCCUUUUAUCCUCUUUUUGUAAAAUAAAAUAAAACAAAAACAUGAAAAUAAGAAUUUACUUACCGAUAAUUCUAUUUCUCGGAGUCCGUAGUGGAUGCUGGGGUUCCUGAAAGGACCA
Molecule: messenger RNA, 6811 nt
Organism: Pseudophryne corroboree (corroboree frog)
Lineage: Eukaryota; Metazoa; Chordata; Amphibia; Anura; Myobatrachidae
Product: collagen alpha-1(I) chain-like
Exons: 68
Coding region: 135-5570 (1811 amino acids)
Biological process (GO): extracellular matrix organization
Molecular function (GO): extracellular matrix structural constituent conferring tensile strength
Source: RefSeq, a predicted model, not a curated record